Messenger RNA from Fibroporia radiculosa, 726 nucleotides. RefSeq lists its product as uncharacterized. Gene Ontology annotation, molecular function: zinc ion binding; pre-mRNA 5'-splice site binding. Gene Ontology annotation, biological process: mRNA splicing, via spliceosome; mRNA 5'-splice site recognition; spliceosomal snRNP assembly. Gene Ontology annotation, cellular component: nucleus; U1 snRNP. The record is from RefSeq and is a predicted model, not a curated record. NCBI's taxonomy places the organism in Eukaryota, Fungi, Basidiomycota, Agaricomycetes, Polyporales, Fibroporiaceae. Bases 1 to 726 code for a protein of 241 amino acids. The transcript is spliced from 6 exons.
AUGAGCCUUUCGACCUCCGCCACAAUUCCGCCACUGUGCGCGCGCCUUUCCUCUAGACUCCUCGCUCGUCUCGCGCCAACUGCAGAGAUGCCAAAACACUACUGUGACUAUUGUGAUGUUUUUCUGACGCAUGAUUCAGCUUCAGUUCGCAAAGCUCACAACAGCGGCCGAAAUCACCUCGCGAACGUUCGGGAUUAUUAUGCAUCACUCGGACAUGACAAGGCCCAGAGCAUCAUUGACCAAAUCACAGCGGCCUAUGAGUCGAGCGGGGGUCCUCCUCCCGGAGGCUUUGGCUUCGGUCCUCAACAUCUAGCGCCUCCACUCCCUGGUUUCGGUGGCCCACCCCCGCCCAUGGGAUUUGGAGGGCCGCCUUUCGGUGGUCCUCCAGGACUCCCGCCUCGACCGCCAUUCCCUCCUGGGAUGCCCCCUCCCGGUAUGAUGGGUCCACCAGGUGGGCCCCCCUUCCCACCGAACGGAAUGCCUCCCCCUGGUAUGGGACCUCCAGGAAUGCCACCCUUCCCUCCUGGUGGAGGUCCUCCGGGUGGUAAUCGGCCUCCAUUCCCUCCGGGCGGCAAUAUGCCCCCUGCCCCCCCAGGCGGAAGCUUUGGUGGACCGCCAAAUGGUUUCCCUCCCGGACAAGGGCCGCCACCACAAAACGGGGAUCCUGGCUCUGGAGUGCCAGGAGGUAUGCACCCCGACAGGAUGAGAAUGAUGGGAGGAAGGUAA